This is a messenger RNA of Cryptococcus amylolentus CBS 6039, 1411 nucleotides long. RefSeq lists its product as hypothetical. Lineage: Eukaryota; Fungi; Basidiomycota; Tremellomycetes; Tremellales; Cryptococcaceae. The record is from RefSeq and is a predicted model, not a curated record. Gene Ontology annotation, molecular function: ATP hydrolysis activity; ATP binding. Bases 32 to 757 code for a protein of 241 amino acids. The transcript has 3 exons.
GCAUUUCAACGAUCCUCAACUUGUGUCCGCCAUGCCCGCCCCCAUCCUCUCCGUCAAGGACCUCACCAUCAACCGCGACUCGGGCGGCCCCAUCCUCCACAACCUCUCCCUCGACAUCGCUCCCGGCGAAGUCGUCGUCGUACGCGGCCCAUCGGGAUCUGGCAAAUCCACAUUGCUCAAAUGUAUAGCCGAGCUCAAUCUCUACCAGCAUGGGACCAUCACCCUCGACGACAAGACGUCCAAAGAGUGGGGAGUUCCCAAAUGGAGAAUAAAAGUCGCCUACGUCCCCCAAAGACCCAGUAUCCUCCCCGGCACACCUCUCCAGCUGCUAGAGACUAUCCGCGGGUUUGCAGCGCGCAAGGAAAGCGCGAGAGAGAUGAAGAAGCACGAGAUUGAAAAGACCGACCCCCUGGAUUUGGCGGAGAAAUGGGGGAUUGAGAAGACGAUGUGGACGCGGGAUUGGGAGACGCUGAGUGGAGGUGAGGCGCAGAGGAUUGCUUUGGCGGUUUCGGUAGGCAUUGGAGGCGCAGAUGUCCUGCUUCUGGAUGAGCCGACUUCUGCACUUGACGAAGAGUCCUCGAGAAAGGUGGAAGAUAGCCUGAUCGGCAUGCUUCCACCUCCGCACAACGGCCAUCCUUCUGAGGGUGUACACCGCUAUGAUACGGGACUGAAGGCGCUUGUAUGGAUCACGCAUUCGGCAGAGCAAUCAGAAAGGGUUGCGACAAGAACGUUUGAUGUCAGCCCUUUUAGACAAUAGCAUAUGAAGUCGCAUCCUGAACAACGUAUGGACUCGUCUACGCCUAGAGGCCGUGCUCCCUACGCACGUCAUCGGUCAACUCAUGAAUCUCAAGGAAUCGAUUAUAAACAUCGAGCAUCGCCUCUCUCUAUUCGUGCUUGUCAAUCCAUCCCUUCACCAGCUCCCAUCCAUGAGUGUUGGACGUUGCGGGCAGCGACACGAAGGGAUAUCCGCUUGAAAGGGGGACAGCCUGGAGUUUCCGAGUGAGAAGACAGUGGUACAAAAGUUACACUCGGGCCAGAGGGCAGCAAGGGGCGCAGGGGCAGACCGAAGGUAGGUUGGAACCGGGCCGAGAGACAGUCGCGCACUUGGGGAUUGAGACAGUGUUCAGUUGGCUUCCGUGGCAGACAACAGGCUCUAUUAAGGCUGUAAGGUUGCAGUGAAUUCAAUGACGACCGAACUUAGUGUCCGAAAGGGCGUUCGUUAGUACAACGCAGAAAGUGAGAUGAUGUUGACGAUAGUGUACCCAGCCUCAGUGAGGAAGUGUACACCUAUAUACUUCACCUCGACCGGACUGUCAGUCAAUUGCAAGACGGGCGAGUGUAGAUGAUCAGCCGCAAACGAAAGUGAAGCAGGAGCGAGAAGACGAGGAUACACCCAAGCUAGACUGAAUCC